AUGGGCGUUUGGAAAUAAUUCCAUGGACUUUUCCUUAAUAUUUUCCUGAGUGGGGAAAACCAUCAAGGACUUAGCCAAGAGAAUAAUGUAUAUAUUGAAAUAUUAAUUUAUUUUCAUGUGAAGGAAAGCAGUAAACGUGCGAGAGGAGUUUUUAUGCAUUUCUAUAUUCCCCACCCUUUUUUCUCUUUUUGAGAGCACUAUUUUUCCUCAAGUAAAAUGGCUUCCAAAGUCAGGAGCUUGCUCCUUUUUCACUAUCAAGCUGAAUUUUUUAUUUUUUUUUGAUUAUUUUUUCCCCCCUCUAAGAUCGGUAUUUUCCAGUUCAAAAUAGCACCCAAGAUGAAGAGUUUUUUUCUCCUGUUUUCCGGCAAGCUGAAAAGAUUUCUUGGUGUUUUUAUUUUCCUCUGAAUCUACGGGAAACCAGCGGGGGGUGGGCUGAGUCCGCAGUGGCACAAUGUCUUCAGAGGAAGUCUCUAUCUGCUACAGGAGGAGAGGCAGAGAGCCAUCCUGCUGCUACUGCCACGUCAUCUGUCCCCACUGUUAGCUCUGAUCUGUUCAAUCGGCUCUCAUGCAGCCUCAGUUUGUACCUUCGCUUCCACUCAAGAUGUGUACGGAGUCAGUCGUUCCUUUGGCCCCCCCACAACCCUUCCCUGCCUACAACCACCAAUCCCCCCUCAACACCCCUACCACCCUGUCACACGCGCAGUGGGAACCCCAGGCACCACCAGCACCCAGACCCAUAGAGAGAGAAGAGCGAGAGCCUCAGUUUUACACCAGGCAAAAGUACAGAAGGAAAAUAAAGCCUGCCUACUACUACAGAGAGCGCGAGAGGGAGAGAGAAAGUGUGGGCGAAGCCUUCUGGAUCUGCUGGAGCGUUGCCUAAACUGCUGGAAGCUUGUGAUAGGUCUUAAUGUUUACUACCACCAGAGAGAUGGGCUCCUCCCUGUGUCUUAUCCAUUCUCAACUGUAAGUGACAACAACAGUGCUAAAACGUAGGAGAGCAGAGCACACAUAAAAUUAAAUGUAUUUUGUCAGACACACACACAGUUCAGGUGUUUUGUUAGUCUACACCACAUGCACUACAAACAAAGUAAAAUACCAGCUGUUCUCUAAGCCUCUGAGAUGCUUCAUUUAAUUCCAGACACAUUUUUUUGUAGAAAGUAAUCAGACACUAUUUUCAUCUCACUUCUCAGGGUUUUUCUAAUCUAAUGUAAAGCUGAUUAGAUGACCCUUGUUAAGGCUAUAUGAACUCUCCUCUGUUAAUAACCUUGUGAAAGCCUUAGUCCUUGAAGGUCAAAGGGAAAGGAAGUGUGACGUCGGUCCGUCCAUCCCCCACCCCCCCACACACUUCUCCUCCCGACUCUCUCCUGACCUGCUGUCUGACAACUCCCCAGCUCAUCUGUCUCCAUUCAUUCCUACAGGACAAUAGCAACGAACCCAAGGACUCUGCAUCCAAGGUUUGGACUCCUCCUAAACACUUCUCUAUUAUCAUUCACCUUGACUGUUAUCUUCUUCACUCUCUUUUUCCAAGUGCAAUGAGGAGGGGGUCUGUUAGGACUUUGAUGCUCUUUAGUAGUUCACACGUAUUGAAUGGGAAAAUGUACCAUUUUGCAGACUGCCCGAAUAAAUCCGACUUAAAUAAAAAGUCAUUGCUGAAUAGUAUAACUUGAGAUACCACCUUAGGUCAAGUUUCCUGUUUAAGUCCACUCUGUGUCAGGCAGCCAGACCUACACACUACGUUUUAAUGAGCUCAGUGGAGUCAUGGGAAAGAUUAAAGCCCUUGUCCAGUACAGCAGACUGUUGUGUGAAAAAGUGCUGAUUGUGCCACCGGGGGAAAGAGAAGGCGAAAGGGCAGAAUUUUAAGCAGGCGGCAUUUCUUCCUCUGUCUGUGAUCACUUUCUAAGGCUGUCCCUGAUGCCUGCCCGGGCGGAGACUCAUUAGCUAUGCGCGUGAUGUGCUGUGAAAACACUAUGAGAAGGAGAUGGGUAAUCCUCUAUUGAGCCCACAUUACAGACCUCGCUCUAUUUUUCUCUCUCGCUGACACAGACACACACAUUCACUCACCCGCCUCUGUUCCAUAUUGAUUUCUGAUAUUCGUUUAAAGCAAAACACUUGAAGUCUUUAUUAAACUCUAGGUUUUUUAGGCUGGUUUUAAGACCAAAGCCUGCCAUUCCUAUUCAGCACCAAAACCCCUAGAAGCCCUAGUCAAUAUUCAUUGGGUUCCUCUCAAAUCAGUAGCCAAUGCCAUAGCUCAGUUAUUCCUCUGUCUAGAUGCUCUCCCUGCAGACUGAGCUGGAGACGCUGUAGAUAGCUACGCCAGGUGAAUAAUUCAUACAGCAGGUACAAGGUUGGCUUGUUAAACUUUUAUUGAGUUAGACGGCAGCACAAGUAGCAGUGCUCUGCUGUCAGUGGCCAGUGCUAGUCUGUGAUAUUUUGAUCUACCGCCCGCAGUCCCCAUGGUCCAGUCUCCUAUCACCUACAGUGUACAUGGUUCGCUGUGUAGUUAUUGGGAUGAUAUCUAUGCUCUCUGGAUUGAGCUACAGUCACUGGUGACUCAGUUGUUGUCGAGGAUGGAAAUGUUUGGUAUUUGUUUGUGGUCUGAAUACUGAGGAUGGUGCACCUCUGACCACAUGGUUAGGGAUAGAGUUGAACUUUGUAGUAUCAAACUUCAGUGUCAAUCUUGAAAACGUUCCUGAUGUUCCAUUUUACUAGAUACUGUUUCUUCCACAUAACUUCUGCAGUGGUAAGAUGCACUGUGGAUCGGUGACUUACACUCAGUGACUGCUUUUGGACACACGAUCACUUGUUAGCUGAAUUAGGAUCCCAUGGUGUGCUUGCUGUGGCCCCAGAAUUCUCUGCUCUUGAAUCUCUUUUUCUUCCAAUUUGUUUUUAGUCCUGCUCUAUAUUUCUGUGUGUUUCUAUGUUGAAUGAAUGAAUUUAUCUCUGACUGUUUCCUAGUGAUUUUCCUCCAAGAACUAACUGUCAGAGCCACUUAGGGGGUUCAUUCAUAUGAUCAGCAGCACAUAGUAGUUUACAGGGUGUGCCCGGGUAUAUGGGGUUAUAUUGUCAGGUUAAUGGCUUGGUAAUAGGCACACGCUGAGAAGAACAGGCAGAUUUCAGCACACACAUUUCAAGGUAUCCUCCAGUAAGUGGACAGAAUGCCUUGAAACGUUAAAAAAAUAAUAUAUUUUGGUCUGUUUGUAUGCUCAUUCCUUACAGCACCACAUCAACUACAAUUCGGUCGCGCGGUCCAAGAGCAGCGAGAGGGAGACGGACAAGAAAGAGUCAGAGAAUGCCCGGGGCCGUUCCAAAGAGAAGAAGACCGAAGACAAAGACCGAAAGGACAGGAAGAGAGUGAGUAUUUUACAGGCCAUGUUGCAUUGAGAGCGCAAGAGAGAUAUGUUAAAGUCCCACACUGGGCUCCAUGGGGAAAGGAAUGUUCUAAUCUGAUUUUAUACCUGUUCCCGUAUCUAUCUUGAUUUACAUUUUCAUUUACAUUUUAGUCAUUUAGCAGACGCUCUUAUCCAGAGCGACUUACAGGAGCAAUUAGGGUUAAGUGCCUUGCUCAAGGGCACAUCGACAGAUUUUUCACCUAGUCGGCUCAGGGAUUAGAACCAGCGACCUUUCGGUUACUGGCACAACGCUCUUAACCACUAAGCUACCUGCCGCCCCGAUUUGAUAGCUAUAGGACUUAACAGCCAAAUACUUCAGAGGAAUUCUGACCUAUUAGUUUUGCAUAGAUUGUCAAGACUGGUGGGAUUGUUAUGAUUCAUUCUCCUUAAUUAUUUACCGUCUUUUUUUUAGGACCAUAUGACCACUGACCGUGAGAUGAGCCUAGAAUCCAAACGCAGAAAAGAUGAAAAUGGAACCAGUAAGCUAUCUCCGUGUACAUAAUAAGCAAACCUCUCUGCCUAAGAAUACAGAAUAAAACAUACUUUUCAAUAUGGAUAUGAUCAAUAUCCAUGGUUGGUUAUUCUUCUUCCUCUUCUCUCCCAGAUUCCUCCAACAAACACAGCAAGAGCGCCAGUCCCUCCUCAGACUCCCCGGUCUCGGCUGACAAAGAGAAGACCAAGAGGUCAAAGUCCUCCAGCAAGGAGAAGGGAGAGUCUGCUAAACCUGAGAGGAACUCCUCCGGGGGCAAGAAGGUAGGUAGUACUGCCCCGGUCCUGGACCCUAGCAGAACAAUCAAUCAAUUAAGACUCUAGGUUUCAGUAAAUGACAGAGAUUUUCAAAACUUUAGAAUGCUUCAACUUCCUGAGGGGGAAGUUGACUGACCCCCUCUGGACCUCUCCCCUACCCAACUUUAGGCCUACGUCAGCACCACUUUGUCAGAAAAUCCUAGGGAGAGCCCUGAUUGUACAUUUUAAGCAUAUUUCUAAUUUGGCUACUGAAGAGCAGCCAAGUACAAAGUACCCAUAACAGUCUAUAGCCUACCAUUCUUACUGAGGCAUUCUUCUGCCAUCAUUAUUAGGCAAAACAAUUAUUUGAGCGGUGUGUGUCGCACGCACUCCGUCGCGAGUGGUACUCGUAAGGUUGGCAGGUCUGGUAUAGGAACUAUCGGCCAUAUGUUCAUACCCCUUGACUUUUUCCACAUUUUGUUGUUACAGCUUGAAUUUAAAAUGGAUUAAAUUCAGAUUUUGUGUCACUGGCCUACACACAAUACCCCAUAAUGUCAAAGUGGAAUUAUGUUUAUAGAAUUUUUUUCAAAUUAAUUAAAAAUGAGAAGCUGAAAUGUCUUGAUUCAGUAAGUACUCAACGCCUUUGUUAUGGCAAGCCUAAAUAAGUUCAGGAGUAAAAAUAUGCUUAACAAGUCACAUAAUAUGUUGCAUGGACUCACUCUGUGUGCAAUAGUAGUGUUUAACAUGAUUUUGGAAUGACUACCUCUUCUCUGUACCCCACACAUACAAUUACCUGUAAGGUCUUUCAGUUGAGCAGUGAAUUUCAAACACAGAUUCAACCACAAAGACCAGGGAGGUUUUCCAAUGCCUCACAAAGGGCACCUAUUGGUAGAUAACCAAAAAAUAAAAUAAAAAACAGACAUUGAAUAUCCCUAUUGAGCAUGGUGCAGUUAUUAAUUACACUUGUGAUGGUUUAUAAAUAACCCAGUCACUACAAAGAUAUAGGCGUCCUUCCUAACUCAGUUGCCGGAGAGGAAGGAAACCGCUCAGGGAUUUCACCAUGAGGCCAAUGGUGACUUUAAAACAGUUCGAUUUUAAUGGCUGUGAUAGGAGAGAACUGAGGAUGGAUCAACAUUGUAGUUACUCAACAAUACUAACCUAAAUUAAAGAGUGAAAAUAAGGAAGGCUGUACUGAAUAAAAAUAUUCCGAAACAUGCGUCCUGUUUGCACUAAAAUAGCAAAACAUUAGGCAAAGAAAUGAACUUUAUGUCCUGAAUACAAAGCGUUAUGUUGGGGGAAUCCAACACAACACAAUACUGAGUACCACUCUUCAUAUUUUCAAGCAUGGUGGUGGCUGCAUAAUAUUAUGGGUAUGCCUAUAUCUGUAAGGACCAAUGUUCCUUCUAAGCUGCGCGUUCCCCUUGGACUGCCGUGCAGAUGAAAUAUCAGCGCGUGCAGAGAAGCACAAGAUUGAACUUCACUACAUUUUCUAGAGUUUUCCCCUUUAGUUAACACUAUCAACGUUUCGCUCUGCUGUGGGAAUUGUGCUCAAUUCAGCGCAAUAUUAGCCGUUUUCAAUGUUACAUACCGAAACAAAAUGAUCUAUGCAAGACUUAUUAGUAUGCAAAACUAACUGCAAUAUAUUUUGUAGGAUUCUAUCGCAUUGACAGACCGGUGCACCAUAACCAAUCAGAACUUCAGUAGGCCUAUAUGCAAAUAGCCAUUGCCAUAUAUGGAUCUGUGCCAUUCACUUUGAACAGGAGAGCAUGAGUGGUCGUGAGUAGAUUGUUUUGAGAUCAAAGCGAGAGCUGCUUGUAGCCACUUGUGCACAUUUGUUAAUAUUCUUUGCUAGUUAGUGAGUUAUUAGCCCAGUUAUAGCGAAUUUCUAGUCAACAAUGGGGGGAGUGGUUGCUUCCUACAAGAGCACAAAAUGUGUGCAUUUCUAGCCAUCUUUGAAAAGCAAGUCCGGUAAAGAGCAUUUUUUAUGUCUUAAAGGGGCAGUGUUGUAUUUUGAGACUGUCUUGAAUAAGCAUGCUAAGUAGCCAAUAGGCAGAGGGUAGCAUCAUUUGUCUGAUUCUCUGUAAUAAUGGUAUGGGAAUAAUAAUACAUUUUAUUUUGUAAGGUGGUUUCUUGCAUCAAACAACUCAUUUUCAGUCAUCUGCUUGUCUGAACGACAAGUGGAUAAACAGGUUAAUGUCAAGCCCUGCAUGUUUUUUUCAAAAGUCUCAUGGAAUGUAGGCCUACAUUGAACACAACACAUUUGCUGCUACUGUAGGCUGAAUGAUAGAACAGCCAUUUCCAUUUUAAAAUGUUAUGGGAUGCAUUUUUCUCAAUUGUUUUUGAUGGUAGGCCUACAUUAUGAUCAAAUAGCCACAGUAGCAUACUUGGCCACUGUUUAAAUUGUAAUUUAAAGUGGGUACAGCCUCAGUGUUCACAGUAAACGCGCGCCGGAAGUUUUUCACAAUGUUCAAGUUUGCGCUCAGCAGACCUAAAAUUUGCAGUGCCGGAGAAAAUUAGAGGGAACAUUGAUAAGGACUAGGGAGUUUUUUUAGAAUAAAAAUAAACGGAAUAGAGCUAAGCACAGUCAAAAUCCUAGAGGAACACCUGGUUGUCUGCUUUCCAACAGACACUGGGAGACUAAUUCACCUUUCAGCAGGACAAAAACAUGAAACACAAGGCCAUUAAUACAGUGGAAUGUUCCUGAGUGACCUAGUUACAGUUUUGAAUUAAAUCGGCUUGAAAAUCUAUGGCAACACUUGAAAUGGCUGCCUAGCAAUGGUCAACAACCAACUGAAAGAGCUUGAAGAAUAAUGUGCAAAUAUUGUACAAUCCAGGUGUGCAAGGCUCUUAGAGACUUACCCAGAAAGACUCACAGCUGUAAUCGCUUCCAAAGGUGAUUCUGAUAUGUAUUGACUCAGGGGUGUGAAUACUUAUGUACAGUGCAUUCAGAAAGUAUUCAGACCCCUCCCCUUUUCCUACAUUUUGUUACGUUACAGCCUUAUUCUAAAAUUGAUUAAAUAAAACAUUUUCCUCAAUCUACACACAAUACCCCACAAUGACAAAGCGAAAACAUGUUUUUAGAAUACCUUAUUUACAUAAGUAUUCAGACCCUUUGCUAUGAGACUCGAAAUUGAGCUUGGGUGUAUCCUGUUUCCAUUGAUCAUCUUUGAUGUUUCUACAACUUGAUUGGAGUCCACCUGUGGUAAAUUCAAUUGAUUUGACAUGAUUUGGAAAGGCACACACCUGUCUAUAUAAGGUCCCACAGUUGACAGUGCAUGUCAGAGCAAAGACCAAGCCAUGAGGUCGAAGGAAUUGUUCGUAGAGCUCAGAGACAGGAUUGUGUCAAAGCACAGAUCUGGGGAAGGGUACCCAAAGAAUUCUGCAGCAUUGAAGGUCCCCAAGAACAGUUUGGAAUCACCAAGACCUUGGUCAGGGAGGUGACCAAGAACCCGAUGGUCACUCUGACAGAGCUCCAGAGUUCCUCUGUGGAGAUGGGCGAACCUUCCAGAAGGACAACCAUCUCUGUAGCACUCUACCAAUCAGGCCUUUAUGGUAGAGUGGCCAAUCUGAUGAAACCAAGAUUGAACUCUUUGGCCUGAAUGCCAAGCGUCAAGUCUGGAGGAAACCUGGCACCAUCCCUAUGGUGAAGCAUGGUGGUGGCAGCAUCAUGCUGUGGGGAUAUUUUUCAGCGGCAGGGACUGGGAGAUUAGUCAGGACCGAGGGGAAAGAUGAACGGAGCAAAGUACAGAGAUCCUUGAUGAAAACCUGCUCCAGAGCGUCGGGACCUCAGACUGGGGCGAAGGUUCAUCUUACAACAGGACAACGACCCUAAGCACACAGCCAAGACAACGCAGGAGUGGCUUUGGGACGAGUCUCAGAAUGUCCUUGAGUGGCCUAGCCAGAGCCCGGACUUGAACCCGAUCGAACAUCUCUGGAGAGACCUGAAAAUAGCUGUGCAGUGACGCUUCCCAUCCAACCUGACAGGGUUUGAGAGGAUCUGCAGAGAAGAAUGGGAGAAACUCUCCAAAUACAGGUGUUCCAAGCUUGUCGCGUCAUACCCAAGAAGACUCGAGGCUGUAAUCGCUGUCAAAGGUGCUUCAGCAAAGUACUGAGUAAAGGGUCUGAAUACUUUUUUAUUUAUUUUUUAUCAAUAGGCAAACAUUUCUACAAACCAGUUUUUUCUUCAUCAUUAUGGGGUAUUGUGUGUAGAUGGAGGAAAAAACCAACUUCAUCCAUUUUAGAAUAAGGCUGUAACGUAACAAAAGUCAAGUGGUAUAAAUACUUUCCAAAGGCCCUGUAAAUGAGAUGUUUAUGUACAGUGGGGGGAAAAAGUAUUUAGUCAGCCACCAAUUGUGCAAGUUCUCCCACUUAAAAAGAUGAGAGAGGCCUGUAAUUUUCAUCAUAGGUACACGUCAAUUAUGACAGACAAAAUGAGGAAAAAAAAUCCAGAAAAUCACAUUGUAGGAUUUUUUAUGAAUUUAUUUGCAAAUUAUGGUGGAAAAUAAGUAUUUGGUCAAUAACAAAAGUUUCUCAAUACUUUGUUAUAUACCCUUUGUUGGCAAUGACACAGGUCAAACGUUUUCUGUAAGUCUCCACAAGGUUUUCACACACUGUUGCUGGUAUUUUGGCCCAUUCCUCCAUGCAGAUCUCCUCUAGAGCAGUGAUGUUUUGGGGCUGUCGCUGGGCAACACGGACUUUCAACUCCCUAUAAAGAUGUUCUAUGGGGUUGAGAUCUGGGGACUGGCUAGGCCACUCCAGGACCUUGAAAUGCUUCUUACGAAGCCACUCCUUCGUUGCCCGGGCGGUGUGUUUGGGAUCAUUGUCAUGCUGAAAGACCCAGCCACGUUUCAUCUUCAAUGCCCUUGCUGAUGGAAGGAGGUUUUCACUCAAAAUCUCACGAUACAUGGCCCCGUUCAUUCUUUCCUUUACACGGAUCAGUCGUCCUGGUCCCUUUGCAGAAAAACAGCCCCAAAGCAUGAUGUUUCCAGCCCCAUGCUUCACAGUAGGUAUGGUGUUCUUUGGAUGCAACUCAGCAUUCUUUGUCCUCCAAAUACAACGAGUUGAGUUUUUACCAAAAAGUUCUACUUUGGUUUCAUCUGACCAUAUGACAUUCUCCCAAUCCUCUUCUGGAUCAUCCAAAUGCACUCUAGCAAACUUCAGACGGGCCUGGACAUGUACUGGCUUAAGCAGGGGGACACAUCUGGCACUGCAGGAUUUGAGUCCCUGGCGGCGUAGUGUGUUACUGAUGGUAGGCUUUGUUACUUUGGUCCCAGCUCUCUGCAGGUCAUUCACUAGGUCCCCCCGUGUGGUUAUGGGAUUUUUGCUCACCGUUCUUGUGAUCAUUUUGACCCCACGGGGUGAGAUCUUGCGUGGAGCCCCAGAUCGAGGGAGAUUAUCAGUGGUCUUGUAUGUCUUCCAUUUCCUAAUAAUUGCUCCCACAGUUGAUUUCUUCAAACCAAGCUGCUUACCUAUUGCAGAUUCAGUCUUCCCAGCCUGGUGCAGGUCUACAAUUUUGUUUCUGGUGUCCUUUGACAGCUCUUUGGUCUUGGCCAUAGUGUGACUGUUUGAGGUUGUGGACAGGUGUCUUUUAUACUGAUAACAAGUUCAAACGGGUGCCAUUAAUACAGGUAACGAGUGGAGGACAGAGGAGCCUCUUAAAGAAGAAGUUACAGGUCUGUGAGAGCCAGAAAUCUUGCUUGUUUGUAGGUGACCAAAUACUUAUUUUCCACCAUAAUUUGCAAAUAAAUUCAUUAAAAAUCCUACAAUGUGAUUUUCUGGAAUUUUUUUCUCAUUUUGUCUGUCAUAGUUGACGUGUACCUAUGAUGAAAAUUACAGGCCUCUCUCAUCUUUUUAAGUGGGAGAACUUGCACAAUUGGUGGCUGACUAAAUACUUUUUUUCCCCACUGUAUUUCAUUUUCAAUAAAUUUGCUAACAUUUCUAAAAACAUGUUUUCACUUUGUCAUUAUGGGGUAUUGUGUGUAGAUGGGUGACAAAAUCGAUUUCAGCUAUUUUGAAUUCAGUCUGUAACAACAGAAUUCGGAAUAAGUAAAGUAUGAAUACUUUCUGAAGGCCAACACAUGGUGGCCCAGGUGUACUAUGUGCCACUGGUGGGCGGUAGUGAUGUUUUGAUUGACGUGUGUGUUUCCUGUCUGUUGUUGAAGGAGUCAAGGCAUGACAAAGAAAAAUCUGAGAAGAAGGAGAAGAGGGACAGCAGCGGCGGAAAGGAUGAGAAAAAACAAUAUCCUUAA
Molecule: messenger RNA, 10363 nt
Organism: Coregonus sp. 'balchen'
Lineage: Eukaryota; Metazoa; Chordata; Actinopteri; Salmoniformes; Salmonidae
Source: the annotation of a GenBank genome assembly